UUCAGUGCUGUCAGCAGCCGUGCGGGCUUACAUACCACUGUUUUCUCCACUUUUCAGAGGUGGAAACAGGUUUAAGCCACUUGUCUCUGGUUGGUAAGUGGUGGACUGGAAUUGGAGCUCAGACUUGUAUAAAUCUUCACUGUCCACUAUGGUAGCCACUAACCCCAUCCUGGCUGUUUAGAUUUAAACUGGAUAAAGUGAAAAGGCCAGCUCAGAUGCACAGGCCGCAUUUCCAGCGCUCGUUGGCUCUGUGGUCAGUGGUCACUGCGUUCCGGACAGAGCAGAGGCAGAGCGUCUCCAUCAUUGCAGAGGGUUCUGUGGGCCAGUGCUGGUGCACACCCCAGGUCUGGGCUUCUAUCCCGUGCUAUGCUGCGUUGCCUCAAGCGUUAUAAAUUUUAAAGAGUAUAGUCUCUUUUGGGAGAGGAAGACUUAAUUUUUAAAAAAAUUUUGCAGUCAUUUUCAGCCUACAGGAAAGUUGCAAGUAUAGUAAAAAAGUGGUUUCCUUGAACCGUUUGAGAGCAAGUUGUCAACCUGCUACCCCAUCACCCCAGUGAUCUUCACGUGCGUUUACUACCACUAAGGACGUCUUCCUGCAUGUCCCUGAGACAGUCAUCAAGAUCAGGAAGUUAACACUGACGCCCACGGUCAUUAGACCUCGUUCAAGUUUUGCCACUUUAUCCCAAUCUAGCCUUUGCAGCAAAAACCCAGCCCAGAGGCACCCAUUGCGUGUCGUCCUGUCUCUUUCAGUUGCCAUCUGCCUGGGACAGUUUCCUGGUCUUUCUCUGACUUUCAUGACCUUGACACCUGUGAGGAUUAUAGUCCAGCUGUUUUGGAGAACGUCCCUCAUUUCAGGUUUAUCUGAUGUUCCGACCUGAUGGGACUCAGAGCUUUGCAUCUUUGGCAGGAAUAUCACAGAGCUGAGAUUCUGUGUUCUAAUUGCACCUUAUCACAAUUUCGUGGGUCCAUCACUGAUGACGUUCACGGCUCACUUGGGUGCGGUGCUGUUUGUCAGAGUGCCCCACUGUGAAGUCACUUUCUCACCCGCUUUGCAAUUAAUAAGUAUUUUGUGGGGAGUUAUGAUCUGUUCAUUUAUCUACACCUUUAAAAGUCCAGCUCGGGGCUCUAGGAAACAUCCAGGCUUAGCGUUCGGCUGUCUCUACAGUAGACAUCCUCACGCCCUGAUGGGUCAGACCUCUUAUGAGGCUGCGACCAUCAGCCUCUGUCUUCUGGACAAGCUCUGGAAUUUCUGGUGUCUCGUAAAGCCAGGACUACGCGCUUUACAGUCAAAGAGACCUGGAUCUGGGCCCGGCCUCAGCCACAGCAGAAUCCUCACGUUCUUGGAGUCUACAUACACACCUCCUUCCUACAUCUCAGAGAUGGAGAAAGCGGCUAAGCAGGGGGACACCAUCUUGGUGUCCGGGAUGAAGACAGGGAGCUCCAAGCUCAAGGCGCGUAUCCAGGAGGCCGUCUACAAGAAUGUGCGCCCCGCAGAGGUCAGGCUGCUGAUUUUGGAGAACAUCCUUCUGAACCCAGCUUACGACGUCUACCUGAUGGUGGGGACCUCCAUUCGCUACAAGGUGCAGAAGAUCAGGCAAGGGAAGAUCACAGAACUCUCCAUGCCUUCCGAUCAGUACGAGCUGCAGCUUCAGAACGACGUCCGGGGCCCCGAGGGAGACCUGGGCCGGCCCGUGGCUGUCUUGGCCCAGGACACGUCAACGGUCACCGCAGUGCAGCUGGGACAGAGCAGCCUGGUCCUCGGCCACAAGAGUAUCCGCAUGCAGGGUGCGUCCAGGCUGCCCAACAGCACCAUCUACGUGGUGGAACCUGGGUACUUGGGGUUCACUGUCCACCCUGGUGACAGGUGGGUACUCGAGACUGGCCGCCUGUAUGAAAUUACCAUCGAAGUGCUUGACAAGUCUGGCAACAAGGUCUACCUGUCAGAUAGCAUCCGAAUUGAAACCGUGCUUCCUCCUGAGUUCUUUGAGGUGCUCUCUUCUUCCCAGAAUGGGUCGUACCAUCAUGUCAGGACAUUAAAGAGGGGCCAAACGGCCAUCCAGGCAGCCCUCACCUCUGUGGUGGACCAGGAUGGAGGGGUCCACACAUUACAGGUGCCUGUGUGGAACCAGCAGGAGGUGGAAAUUCACGUCCCAAUCACCCUCUAUCCCAGCAUCUUGACGUUUCCGUGGCAACCAAAGACGGGUGCCUAUCAGUACACAAUAAAGGCCCACGGUGGGAGUGGGAACUUCAGCUGGUCUUCGUCAAGCCACGUGGUUGCCACAGUCACUGUGAGGGGUGUGAUGACCACGGGCAGCGACAUUGGACUCAGUGUGAUCCAGGCGCAUGACGUGCAGAACCCGCUGCAUUUCGGGGAGAUGAAGGUGUACGUGAUCGAGCCCAGCAGCAUGGAGUUCGCCCCGUGCCAGGUGGAGGCACGGGUGGGCCAGGCCCUGGAGCUGCCCCUGAGGAUCAACGGCCUCAUGCCCGGUGGGGCCAGCGAGGUGGUCACCCUGAGCGACUGCUCCCACUUCGACUUGGCGGUCGAGGUGGAGAACCAGGGCGUGUUCCAGCCACUCCCAGGGCGGCUGCAGCCGGGCUCCGAGCACUGCAGCGGGGUCCGAGUGCGAGCUGAGGCCCAGGGGUACACCACGCUGCUUGUGAGCUACACGCGCGGCCACAUCCACCUGAGCGCCCGCAUCACCAUCGCUGCCUACCUGCCCCUCAAGGCUGUGGACCCCUCCUCUGUUGCCUUGGUUACCCUGGGCUCCUCAAAGGAGAUGCUUUUUGAAGGAGGUCCGAGACCCUGGGUCCUCGAGCCUUCCAAGUUCUUUCGGAACGUCACCUCCGAGGACAUGGACAGCAUCAGCCUGGCUCUCUUCGGGCCCCCUGCCUCCCGGAAUUACCAGCAACACUGGAUCCUGGUGACCUGCCGGGCCUUGGGGGAGCAGGUCAUCGCCCUCUCGGUGGGGAACAAGCCCAGCGUCACCAACCCCUUCCCGGCGCUGGAGCCCGCCGUGGUGAAGUUCGUCUGCGCCCCGCCCUCUAGGCUCACGCUCACGCCCGUCUACGCCAGCCCCCAGCUGGACCUGUCGUGCCCGCUGCUGCAGCAGAACAAGCAGGUGGUGCCGGUCUCCAGCCACCGCAACCCUCUGCUGGACCUGGCUGCCUAUGACCAGCAGGGCCGAACGUUUGACAACUUCAGCUCUCUGAGCGUCCAGUGGGAGUCCACCAGGCCGUUGCUGGCCAGCAUCGAGCUGGACCUGCCCAUGCAGUUCGUGUCCCGGGACGACGGGAGCGGCCAGAAGAAGUUGCAUGGUUUGCAGGCCAUUUCAGUUCACGAGGCAUCGGGGACCACGGCCGUCUCUGCCACGGCGACUGGCUACCAGCAGUCCCACCUCAGCGCAGCGGGAGUGAAGCAGCCGCACGACCCUCUCGUGCCUGUGUCAGCCUCCCUAGAGCUCAUCCUGGUGGAGGACGUGAGGGUGAGUCCCGAAGAGGUGACCAUCUACAACCACCCUGAUGUGCAGGCCGAGCUGCACAUCAGAGAAGGCUCCGGCUACUUCUUCCUCAACACCAGCACUGCAGACGUCGUCCAGGUGGCCUACCAGGAGGCCAGGGGCAUCGCCACGGUGCGCCCUCUGCUCCCGGGCACGUCGACCAUCAUGAUCCACGACUUGUGCCUGGCCUUCCCGGCCCCUGCAAAGGCUGCCGUCUACGUCUCGGACAUCCAGGAGCUGUACGUCCGCGUGGUGGACAAGGUGGAGAUUGGGAAGACGGUCAAGGCAUAUGUCCGCGUGCUGGACUUUCACAAGCAGCCUUUCCUGGCCAAGUACUUCGCCUUCAUGGACCUGAAGCUCCGGGCAGCUUCCCAGAUUGUCACGUUGGUGGCCCUCGACGAGACCCUCGACCACUACACUGCCGCGUUCCGCGUCCACGGCGUGGCCAUUGGCCAGACCAGUCUCACUGCAACCGUGACAGAUAAAGCCGGACAGAGAAUCAACUCGGCCCCUCAGCAGAUAGAGGUCUUUCCCCCGUUUAGGUUAAUACCCAGGAAGGUGACGCUGAUCAUCGGGGCCAUGAUGCAGAUCACCUCCGAGGGCGGCCCGCAGCCUCAGUCCAACAUCCUCUUCUCCAUCAGCAAUGAGAGCGUUGCGGAGGUGAGCGGCGCCGGGCUGGUGCGGGGGCUUGCCGUGGGCAAUGGCACCGUGUCGGGGAUUGUGCAGGCCGUGGACGCUGAGACCGGCAAGCUCGUCAUCGUGUCUCAGGAUCUCGUGGAGGUGGAGGUGCUCCUGCUCCAGGCGGUGAGGAUCCGUGCCCCCAUCACUCGGAUGAGGACGGGGACCCAGAUGCCCGUUUACGUCACUGGGAUCACCAACAACCAGAACCCUUUCUCCUUUGGCAAUGCCGUGCCAGGCCUGACCUUCCACUGGUCAGUCACCAAGCGGGACAUCCUGGACAUCCGGGGGCGGCACCAUGAGGCGUCACUCCGGCUCCCGUCACAGUACAACUUUGCCAUGAACGUGCACGGCCGGGUGAAAGGCCGGACCGGGCUGAGAGUGGUGGUCAAGGCCCUGGACCCAGCGGCUGGGCAGCUGCACGGCCUCGCCAGAGAACUCUCUGAUGAGAUCCAAGUCCAGGUGUAUGAAAAGCUGCUGCUGCUGAACCCCGAAAUAGAAGCAGAACAAAUAUUAAUGUCGCCCAACUCCUUUCUAAGGCUUCAGACAAACAGGGAUGGCGCAGCCACUCUGAGCUACCGUGUCCUGGACGGGCCUGAGAAGGUUGCCCUCGUGCACAUUGAUGAGAAAGGCUUCCUGGUGUCGGGGUCUGCGAUUGGCAUGUCCACAAUUGAAGUGACCGCCCAAGAGCCUUUCGGGGCCAACCAAACCAUUAUCGUUGCUGUGAAGGUGUCCCCUGUCUCUUACCUGAGGAUCUCCAUGAGCCCCGCCCUGCACACCCGGAACAGGGAGGCCCUGGCAGCCCUGCCUCUGGGAAUGACCGUGACCUUCACCGUGCACUUCCACGACAACUCUGGAGACAUCUUCCACGCUCACAAUUCCGUCCUCAACUUUGCAACAAACAGAGAUGAGUUUGUGCAAAUCGGGAAGGGCGCCGCCAACAACACCUGCGUCGUCCGCACCGUCGGCGUGGGCCUGACCCUGCUCAGCGUGUGGGACACGGAGCACGCGGGCCUCUCCGACUUCGUCCCAUUGCCCGUCCUACAGGCCAUCUCUCCGGAGCUGGCCGGAGCGGUGGUGGUGGGGGAUGUCCUCUGUGUGGCCACUGUUCUCGUCAGCCUGGAAGGCCUCCCCGGAACCUGGAGCUCCUCAGCCAACAGCAUCCUCCAAAUUGACCCCAAGACAGGCGUGGCCGUGGCCCGGGAUGUGGGAUCCGCGACAGUUUACUACGAGGUCGCUGGGCACCUGAGGACCUACAAGGAGAUAGUGAUCAGCGCCCCGCAGAGGAUUGUGGCCCGUCACGUCCGCCCUGUCCAGACCAGCUUCCAGGAGGCAGCGGCUUCCAGAGUGGUGGUCACCGUGGGAGACCAGAGCUCCAACCUGAGAGGUGAGUGCGGUCCCGCCCAGAUGGAGGCCAUCCAGACGCUGCGCCCGGAGUCCCUCAUAAGCUGCCAGCUGCAGUUCAAACCAGACGUCUUUGAUCUCCCUGCACGUGAUGUUUUCACCGCGGAGCCGGCGUUUGACGCUGCACUGGGCCGGUACCUCUGCUCCGUCACGAUGCACAGGCUGACAGACAAGCAGCUGAGACACCUCAGCAUGAAGAAGACGGCGCUGGUGGUCACUGCCUCCAUCCUGGGCGGCCACUUCUCCGGAGAGCAGGUGGGGGCCGAGGUGCCCUUCAGCCCGGGGCUUUACGCCGACCAGGCUGAAAUCCUCUUGAGCAACCACCACACCAGCUCCGAGGUCAAGGUCUUUGGAGCCGGGGAGAUUCUAGAGAGCCUGGAGGUGAAGUCGGGGUCUCCGGCCGUGCUGGCCUUCAUGAAAGAGAAGUCUUUGGGGCUGCCCAGCUUCGUCACCUACACAGUCGGUGUCUCGGACCCCACGGCCGGCAGCCAGGGGCCUCUGUCCACGGCCCUGACCUUCUCCAGCCCCACAACUAACCAAGCCAUCACCAUCCCUGUCACCGUGGCCUUCGUGAUGGAUCGCCGAGGAGCUGGUCCUUAUGGAGCCAGCCUCUUCCAGCACCUCCUGGACUCCUACCAGGUCAUGUUCUUCACGCUGUUUGCGCUGCUGGCUGGGACCGCUGUCAUGAUCAUAGCCUACCACACGGUCUGUGCGCCCCGCGAGCUCGCCACGCCUCCAGCCCUCUCCCCCGGAGCCAGCCCUCGGCACAGCCCCCACUAUUUUUCUGCCUCGUCACCGACGCCUUUCAACGCACUGCCUGCCCCUCGCAGAGCCAGUCCCCCGUCGGGGCUGUGGAGCCCCACAUAUACCUCCCACUAGUCGGCCCAGGGGCUGCGCUGGAGCGGCCCACCCGAUGCCCACCCUACUGUGCCUGCACAGGUGGGAUGGGCUCGGGCAGCCUGGGGCGGGUCCUGAGCCCUGAGCCCGGCCCCGGCCGCCCCGCAGACCGUAGUCCAGGCCGCGCUCGUCGCUGAUUCAUACGCCUACAACUUUGUUUGUUGUUUGUUUUUUUACUUCAGAGUCUUGCACAGGCUCAGACUCUGGCUCGUUCCCCUUUGCCUGCUUGUCCGGCGUUUCUGGACAACGUGCGCUUAUGCUGUUGCUUUCCGAGUCUCUCAAAUCGGGACUUUGAGUGGACAGAGCUCUGGCAGGCGUCGUCUCUGGAGGACGUCGCUGCAGUGGUCUCAGGGAAAGGACGUCUUAAUCUCUUUUGUAUUUUUGUGGGUUUGUUCCCUGUGGAAACUUUACUUUUCCCUAGUCUGGCUCCCACUAGGAAGUGAGGGGAGCGAGCAGCCGUGAGCAUCUGGGGCGGCCUCUGGCCACCACCGGGCUGGCUCAGCCCGGGAGCCACGGACACUGCAGGAGCCCAGCGCGGCUGCUUUUGGCGCCCUGUGGGCCACUGUGACCCGGCUUUCUUUGUUUCCUAAGCUGUGCAAACGUCUCCUGGACUCGGCCUCGGCCCCGUAGGGACGUCCCGUGGGGUCCGGCUCGUUCUCUUUGUCCCGGCUCCUCCAUCAGCACAGGGACGUGCGAUCCUAGUUGGGAGACAUCCCUGAGCUGGAGCAGGGGCCUCUCUUUCUGUUUGUGCGUGGGGAGGAGCCGCCGUGCCCUGCCCGAGCACAGACACCCAGUGUUCUCUCUUCCUCCUUUUGUACCACUGUCAUACCACAGCAGAUCUGAGCCUCCGGCCCACCCGGGUGGAGAUGGACCCCCAGCGGCCAGCUCCCUGGGCCCAGGGCCCUCCAGGCAGCUCCCCCACGGGCUGCAGAGCCCGGCGGGGCCAGUGAGGAGGACUGGCCCUGCAGGAGGGGGCUGGGAAGGAGAAGGCAGAAGUCAUGUCCCUCCUUCCCAGCUGCCCGUCCUCAGCAUCGAGACCUCCAGAGGCAGCCCUGCCCUCGGCCUCACGUGGCCACUCUCAGGAAGGUCUGGAGACGCCCCCAGAGCCAGCCACGCAUGGACACUGCGUGGAGCCCGCUGGGACACUGAACCGGGUGUGAAUCCAGUCUGCCCUUCGCAGCUGGGCCAUGAGAUUUAUUGUCCUAAAGCCCAGACGGGAAGAACUGUGCCUUGAUAUUACUUGAGCUCAAACUGACGACUUGGAUGUCGAUAGGCAUUUCUACUUGGUUUAUUUAAUAAAGCUUUAUAUAAUUUCUUAA
Molecule: messenger RNA, 7792 nt
Organism: Equus caballus (horse)
Lineage: Eukaryota; Metazoa; Chordata; Mammalia; Perissodactyla; Equidae
Source: RefSeq, a predicted model, not a curated record